GGAUGAUGACGUCACACGGAGUGGGGGGAGGGGCGACGCCGACGUGUCCGUGUCCUGUGCAGAUCGAUGACGUCAUCGAUGAGAUCAUCAGCCUCGAGUCCAGCUACGAGGACCUGCUGAGCUUCGGCCCCGCCGAGCCACCCCUCCCCCUCCCCAGCACGCUCCCGGCCCCGGGGCCCCUCCUGGAGGUUUUCAGCCCCCCCCAGGGGCGGGAGCAGCUCCUGCCCGGCCGAGCUGCCCCCGGGUCAAGGCCGAGAUCUCCGUCGAGCGGCGCCGGCGCCUUCAACAUCAACGAUCGGAUCAAGGAAUUGGGGACCCUGAUCCCAAAAUCCAGCGACCCGGAAAUGCGCUGGAACAAGGGCACCAUCCUGAAGGCGUCGGUCGAUUACAUCCGGAAACUGCAGAAGGAAACGCAGCGAGCGCGGGAACUGGAGCUGCAACAGCAGCGGCUGGAACAGGCGAACAGAGGGCUCAGGAUGAGGCUGCAGGAAUUGGAGCUCCAGGCCCAAAUCCACGGGCUCCCCCUGAGCCCCCCCCUGGCUGAGGGGGGCUCCGAGGAGGUUCCGGGGGGGUCCCCAAUUUCCUCCCGGGGGUCCCCCCGUCCCCCCCGGCCCUGCUGGAGCUCCCACCGGGGCUGGGGCUGCCCCUGGGGGGUCCCGAGGGGGGGGUUCGAGGACAUCCUGAUGGACGAGGGUGGGGGGCUCUCCCCGCUGGGCCCCCCCGGAGCCCUCCUGGCCUCGCCGGGGCCUUCGCGAGCCUCCAGCCCCCCGCAGCAGCCUCAGCAUGGAGGACGAGCCCUGAGGGGGGGUUUGGGGACCCUCCCCCUGUUUUGGGGACCCUCCCCCUGUUUUGGGGACCCCCCCGCCCUCCUUUCGGCCGCUCUGGGUGGGCCCCACUGGGCGCCGCUUUAAGAGUCUUAAAGCGGCCACGCGUUUUUUAAUGGACGGCCCCACCCCUUUAAGGCGCGUUGCCCUUUUAAGGCGCCUCCAGUAGGGACCACCCCCCCCCCUUAAAGGGGCCCCGGCCGGGCGUGGCCCGUUGGAAGGGGGAGGGGCGGCCCCCUCAAUGUGUGGCCCCUUUAAGGCGCUGGCGUCGGGCCCCACCUGGGUGUGGCCCUUUGAAGCCCCGCCCCCUGCGAGGCCACGCCUCUCUCACCCUGCCCCCACCCAAUCAGCGCUCCUGAGGGCUGGGCCCUCGCUUGGAGCCCCCGCCCCCUUUGCUGUCACUCACGUUAACCCUGCCCACCACCAACGCCUCGGGACCACGCCCCUUUUUACAGCGCCCCGCCCACCGGCCCCACUUAAAGGGCCACACCAUUUA
Poecile atricapillus (Black-capped chickadee) is the source of this 1320-nucleotide messenger RNA. Its product is annotated as transcription factor E3-like. Gene Ontology annotation, biological process: regulation of transcription by RNA polymerase II. Gene Ontology annotation, molecular function: protein dimerization activity; DNA-binding transcription factor activity, RNA polymerase II-specific; RNA polymerase II cis-regulatory region sequence-specific DNA binding. The record is from RefSeq and is a predicted model, not a curated record. Gene Ontology annotation, cellular component: nucleus. Bases 3 to 911 code for a protein of 302 amino acids. The transcript is spliced from 5 exons. NCBI's taxonomy places the organism in Eukaryota, Metazoa, Chordata, Aves, Passeriformes, Paridae.